This is a messenger RNA of Staurois parvus, 333 nucleotides long. Lineage: Eukaryota; Metazoa; Chordata; Amphibia; Anura; Ranidae. The record is from the annotation of a GenBank genome assembly.
CAGAGCGACAGGUCUUGGGCACCCAGGCGGAGCGGCGGGCGCCGAACCCCCAGGCGGAGCGACAGGUCUCGGGCCCCAGGCGGAGCGGCGGGCGGGCGCCGGACCCCCAGGCGGAGCGACAGGUCUCAGGCCCCCAGGCGGAGCGACAGGUCUCAGGCCCCCAGGCGGAGCGACAGGUCUCAGGCCCCCAGGCGGAGCUACAGGUCUCAGGACCCCAGGCGGAGUGACAGGUCUCAGGCCCCCAGGCGGAGCGACAGGUCUCAGGCCCCCAGGCGGAGCGACAGGUCGGGCCCCCAGGCAAGACGGCGGGCACCGAGUCACCAGGCACGACAG